AUGAGUACACUUCAGUGUCUGCUCCGAGCUGGGAGGGGGCCGUGCAGAGCUGCAGCCAUACUGACGAGGUGUAGCAGCACCAGCACCGUGCAACACGAGCCCUCUGCACUCACUGUCACUGUACAGGAGGGGGGCGUCAGGAAAAUAACUCUGAAUAAUCCACAGAAACGUAAUGCCUUAUCGCUUUCCAUGCUGCAGUCCCUUCAGAAAGAUAUUUCAUAUGAAGUUAAUGAUAUGAAUUUAAGAGUCAUUGUGAUUGCAGCUGAAGGUCCUGUCUUCUCUUCUGGCCAUAAUCUGAAAGAAUUUACAUCUGCACAAGGAAAAGCCUAUCAUGCAGAAGUAUUUAAUGCUUGUGUUAAGCUUAUGAAAACAAUCCAGACGAUUCCAGUUCCUGUUAUAGCUCAGGUUAAUGGAUUGGCUACAGCCGCAGGAUGCCAGCUUGUUGCCAGCUGUGAUAUAGCUGUGGCAUCUGACAGAUCCAAGUUUGCUACACCUGGUGUGAAUGUUGGACUUUUCUGUUCUACUCCUGCUGUUGCUUUGGGAAGAGCUGUGCCAAGAAAGGUUGCCUUGGAAAUGCUGUUUACAGGUGAACCAAUAUCAGCCCAUGAUGCUUUAAUGCAUGGCCUUGUCAGCAAAGUGGUGCCUGAGAAGAACCUAGAAACUGAAACCAUGAGGAUUGCCAGCAAAAUUUGCCAGGCCAGUCGUUCUGUAGUUGCACUGGGAAAAGCUACUUUUUAUAAGCAAAUUUCACAAAACCUAGAAGAAGCUUAUGAGCUUACGUCACAAGUCAUGCUUGAAAACCUUGCCCUAAAGGAUGGCCAAGAAGGAAUAGAAGCCUUCACACAAAAAAGGAAGCCAGUGUGGACUAAUUAA
Staurois parvus is the source of this 873-nucleotide messenger RNA. Lineage: Eukaryota; Metazoa; Chordata; Amphibia; Anura; Ranidae. The record is from the annotation of a GenBank genome assembly.